AUGUUCUUGAUGGAUCGAAUAGUGUGGGACCCGAAUCAAUCUGUUACAAAGCCGAAAUUACUUCUUGAUCUUCAAGAUGAACAGAUGCUUGUUGAAAUAUUGGAUAACAAACAUGGAGAUGAUCUUCAGCCUCAUGCUGGAGCCAUGAUCACAACUCGGUCUGCUGAGAAAUCUUCCCAACAGUUGAAAUCACAUUCCAAGAAAUGCACAUCACAUGGUGUUAAAUUCUUGUAUUACAUACCUGCUCUCAAGCUACUGAAAAUGAAAGCUAAACUUAGCAAGCCAAAAGUUUUAUGGUAUCCUCAUGAAAAUUUGGUGGCACUUAAAGAACAAGGAAAGCUGCUUACAAAAGGGUCAAUGAAAAUUGUAUUGAGGGGUUCAUUUGCAGGGGAUCUUGAGAACCUUCUAGAUGCUGAAGAAUGUGAUGAAGAUGAAGAGGAUAAUAAUAAUUAUGAUUCUAAUAACUUCGUGGCUGGUGUUAAAGGCCUUAAAAUGAGACGCAUGCCUUCACAAGCUCAAGCUGAUGUGGAAAAUGAAGAUGAAGCUGCUGAGUUAUGCAGAAUGCUCAUGGAUGGUAUUAGCUAA
Messenger RNA from Lactuca saligna, 585 nucleotides. The record is from the annotation of a GenBank genome assembly. Lineage: Eukaryota; Viridiplantae; Streptophyta; Magnoliopsida; Asterales; Asteraceae.